CUGGGAGCUUUGGGACACAUUCAAACUGAGGAGAAAGAUGGAGAUGAGAUCAGUUGUUCUUCUGCUCUGCACCUUUGCAGCUGUGAGCAAUGGUCAAGAUGCUCCACGUUACUGGUACACCAGCCCUUAUCCAGAUUACUGGACCACUGAAGAGGCCACCACUCCAGAUUACUGGAUGACUCAUGAUGCCACCCCAGACCCAUCUGCACCACCAUGUGGUGGGUACUUGACUUCAUCAUGGGGUGUGAUUGAAAGCCCUAACUAUCCUCAUGGUUAUGCCAACAAUCUUCACUGCACAUGGAGGAUCCGGAGUACAGGAAACCGAAUCAUAUCCAUUAAUUUCCUAAACAUCAGUCUAGAACAAGCUACUGGCUGCAUGUAUGAUUCUGUCAGUGUCUACAAUGGCCCCACAACAUCUUCAAGUCUCCUCAGCAAAAUGUGUGGCAACAUCAAUGACAUGGUAUUGAAUUCCACUGGAAAUGAUUUGACAGUCAUUUUUAGGACUGAUAACAGUCAAUCUCUGUCAGGAUUCCAUGCCGAGUACACUUUUAACGAUGUGCCCUCUUGCAGAUACAACUGUGGCAGAAGUUUUAAUGCAUGUUCUUGUAGUUCCUCCUGUCUUUUCAGCGGAAAUUGCUGCCCUGACAUCUACAAUUACUGCCACGUAGAUACAUCAACAGCAUCACCAGAUUACUGGACCACCGGUUCAGGUUCCUGCUUAUAUAAUUGUGGCUACAACAUUGGUAGCUGUUCCUGCACAAGUUCAUGCCAAUACUAUGGAAACUGCUGUCAUGAUUACUUUGAUUACUGUGAAAGUAUCUCUACAACAUAUCAACCAGCCACCACGAUUUACAACUCCUGCAGGUACAAUUGUGGCAACAACUAUGGUAGCUGUUCCUGCUCAAGUUCAUGCCAACACUAUGGAAACUGCUGUCCUGAUUACUAUGAUUACUGCCACAGCACAACCUGGGACCCACUACCAGCCUCAACACUGGACCAUCCAGAAUGUGGAGGACACCUGAAUGGUUCUGGAACUUUCUCCAGCCCAUAUUAUCCAAGCUAUUACCAUGAUAAUGCCUACUGUGUGUGGAGUCUGUCAGCUCCUCAUGGACAAAGAAUCCUCCUCACUUUUUCAGAUCUGGAGAUGGAGCGCUGCUGUAGCUGUGACUACAUCACUGUGCAUGACGGCUCCUCAGUGGGCCACAACCAGCUGGGUCGGCUCUGCCACAACUCCUCUCUGGACACCUUCCACUCUUCCUCCAACUACAUGACUGUGCGUUUCCGUAGUGAUAGUAGUGUAGUAGGUCGUGGCUUCCAGGCUCAAUUCAUCAGCUCCCUGCCGACUGAUAAAGGCAGGGUGCAGUGUGUUUUAGACAACAUGAACAUUGUUAUUUCAAGAUCUUUCCUGGCUAGUCAGGGAUUCAAUGGUCAUGAUCUUUAUGUCAAUGAUGAACACUGUCGGCCGACCACAAACAGUUACCAGGUGAUGUUUGAGUUUCCUCUCAACCGCUGUGGAACAGUGAGAAAGUUUGACAACGGUCGUGUAAUUUAUGAAAAUGCUGUGCGGGCAUAUCCAACCAGCUCUGGGGAGAUCACGCGUCAUUCAAGUGAAUUCAAGUUGUUUGUUACCUGUCACAUGGAAAAGGACUCCGUAUCACAGAUCAUGUAUCUUGCCAGAGAAAAUUCCACCUUUACCAUCACUGGAACUGGUCGAUUCAAUACUACCAUGGCUUUCUACACCUCUGGGAGCUUCUACCAGCAAAUUCAUGAUAAUCCGUACUAUGUAACUCUCAAUCAGUACAUGUACGUUAAGGUGAGCCUAAGGAGACCUGACAGCAGCCUCGUCCUCUUUCUGGAUACGUGUGUGGCCUCACCAAACCCACAUGACUAUGCUGACUACCGCGCCUAUUAUCUACUGGUCAAUGGGUGUCCAAAAGACACAACAUACUACUCCUAUGUGAGCGGCUCUGAGAGUCACGCAGGCUUUCGCUUCCAGGCUUUCAAGUUCCUGCGGGCACAUGAAUAUGUGUACCUGCAGUGCAAGGUCAUCAUCUGCCCUAAAAAUGACUACAACUCUCGCUGUCGAGACGGAUGCCGCACCCGCAAAGCUCGAAGUUUGGACUCUGAGCACCACACAGCCACCAUGGUCCUGGGGCCUAUCAGGCUGAAAGAUGUGGAGAAUCCUAUGGUGAAGCAGCUGGAGGACAACGUGGCUAAGGUGGAUGUCUGAAGAAACCACUCAUGUUCUCACCGGUCCAAAUUAAUCAAUAAAUUCAUCUCAUUAUUUCCUGUUUACAAAUCAUGUAUAUCAGAAUCGCUCUCUGAUGCCUUGCUGCAAAUUACUCUCUUUUUCCUAUAACUUUGUCUAUCAACAAAAUUAUUAAAGCAUUCCAAAAAAGCAA
Alosa alosa (allis shad) is the source of this 2402-nucleotide messenger RNA. RefSeq names its product deleted in malignant brain tumors 1 protein-like. NCBI's taxonomy places the organism in Eukaryota, Metazoa, Chordata, Actinopteri, Clupeiformes, Clupeidae. The transcript has 19 exons. The record is from RefSeq and is a predicted model, not a curated record. The coding region runs from base 38 to 2230 and encodes 730 amino acids.